GACCCGACUCGCUCAGUGCCAGUUCCCAGUUCCCAGCAGCAAGCGCCUAUCCUAUCCCAUCCCAGUCCGGGGGACAGACAGCCCAGCCCAGAGAGAUUCAGUCUCCUUGUUCUUCCCUUUUUUUGUAACAUAAAAGACACUCGCGUCUUUUAUUCGUUCCGAACGCGUAUCAGAACCUCGAGGCUUUUCUUUCACUUUUUAUUUUUAUUUUAAAUUAGACUUUUUACAAGUCUUGGUUCUGGGUAGUCUUGAAAACGCGAACUCGUCGACUUAUCAACUGGGACUCGCGCGAUAUCACGAGGUAGAUCCCACCAAACACGUGAGACGAGAAAACUCGUGAUCUCGCACGCCUCAAGGCACAUGAUCUGUGAGAUUUUUGACUGAGCGCCAACAUCCCAUCUGAGGUCUCACCAUCGCCACAACUUGCUCUUGGGCGAGCUCAUUGAUUGAACAGCUUCUGUCCAACAAGGCUGUUUAUUUCCUACGUACUUUUUUAACCACCUGAAACGACUGAACAAUGUCCGAAGAUCUUGCCGAGCAAUCAGAGCUCAUGGGUCUGACCACCUCUCCUGGUCACAAGCGAAAGCGUGAAUCCGGCAGUCCUGACUUGUCGAGGAAUAAGCGUCCUGCACCAGCUGCCCACAUGUCUACUGACGCGGCCUCGUUUAUUGACAGUGCCAUGGAGAGCCACGCUGUGAACGCCAAUGGUGUCAACGUUGCCGAUUUCAACGCUCUGCAGCAGGCCACCCAAGAACAUGACCACCCUGAUGCCCCAGACCCUACCAGUGCUACCAGUACUGCUCAGGCUGCUCUUGGGAUGUAUCCCACUCUGCAUGUCCCGCCUUCUACUGAAGAACAGUUUGCUGCCCAGGCGGCGACAGACCCCGACCACGGCCACGAUACAUCUUUCAACCCCGAUGUGACCCCCUCAGUCGACGGCAUCAUGGAACCUCCUCAGGUUGGCCCUCCCCAGCAUCAGCACACGCCUCCAAAUGGCGUCCCGCAUGCGCCACCACGGUACAAUCCCGCCGCACCCAACCCCAAGCCUACCGUUGGGUCAGAAGAGUGGCAUAAGAUGCGAAAAGACAACCAUAAAGAAGUGGAGCGUCGCCGACGUGAAACAAUCAAUGAGGGUAUCAACGAACUCGCCAAGAUUGUCCCUGGUUGCGAAAAGAACAAGGGUUCUAUUUUGCAACGUGCUGUCAGCUUUAUUUCGCAGCUCAAGGAGAACGAACAACAAAACAUUGAGAAGUGGACGCUUGAGAAGCUGCUCACGGAGCAAGCCAUUACAGAGCUAAGUGCUUCCAACGACAAACUUAAACACGAAUGCGAGCGGCUUUACCGUGAGCUCGAGAUCUGGAAGCGCGUGGCGCAGAAUGCUGGCCUUGAGCCACCGCAGCCCAAGGAGGAGAACAACGCUGCUACUGCAUCGAGCUAGAGGCCCUUUUCAACAUUGGCAUGUCCCCCUACGGCAGUCAUAGACUGAUCUUCACAUAUACCCCUACCUAAUACUGUCUUGUGCGAAUAUUGCCUCGGCAAUCAUUUGCCAGUCAGUCCGGUUGUGUUUUCGCUUGUUGUUUUCCCCCUAGUAGUACUUUUCUCAUGGAGCCGGGAGGAGCAGAGGAUCAGGAAAGGGUCCCCCUUCUUGACGUAUGUGAGUAGUCUCCUGGUAUAAUCUAUUAGGGUUGGUAGUUUUAAGUAGCUUGGCGUUGGUGGAUUGAUUCACUCUUCGGUUGGUGGAAAGCUGAGGCAACGGAUCUGCUUUACGGCGCAAUGCAAUGCGAUAGCUUGAGUGUUGAAUUGAGUGGAUAUAUAUCCCUGCUAUGACUUUUUUUGCUCUGGCCAUU
Fusarium graminearum PH-1 is the source of this 1847-nucleotide messenger RNA. RefSeq lists its product as uncharacterized. The transcript is spliced from 3 exons. Lineage: Eukaryota; Fungi; Ascomycota; Sordariomycetes; Hypocreales; Nectriaceae. Gene Ontology annotation, cellular component: nucleus. Bases 518 to 1438 code for a protein of 306 amino acids. Gene Ontology annotation, molecular function: DNA-binding transcription factor activity; protein dimerization activity. The record is from RefSeq and is a predicted model, not a curated record.